GCAGUUCUUCUUCUACUACACAACGGAACAGGUCGCGAUCAACGUAGACUACAGCCUUGGAAGAUGUGCGAUCUCGCGAUAAACGUCAAGUCAAAUAUUCCGUGAAACUCGAAAAAUCAUGAGCUUUCUAAUACGCGCUUCGUAAUUCGGUUAAAUAGAAUUUAUCAUAAGGAUUUUCUAUCGGAAAUCGUAGUUUGAACCCUUAUUUUAUUUGUGCGGUAUUUAGUGAACCCCAACUAAUAUUAUUAUCAUUAGAUAUUAGUUACGAUGUGAUUAUUUAUUGUUAAAAACAGUCGAAAUUUCAGGGUAGGAUAAUACUCAAUGGCUGAAUGGCCUUGGGAGGUGCCAGAUGGAAGCGAAAUCAAAUGUCGUGAUAGUGCCAUGGCUUCCAGUGGUACUGUUUGUUAUAACGCUUUAUCCAAUGGAAAUUACAUCGGCAGCGACGCUGAUCGUUACCAGACACAACAAUGGAGAUAUAUUUACUCAAAUGACAGGACCAGAUACAAAAUGCAUGCCGGAUACUUGCGUAGGUAUAAGCAGCGGCACUGCUACUGCAUUAUCCGAUCAAGAUAUGUGUACAUGUCGGUGCCAUCCUCAUCUACCGGCCUUCAGAGAAGAUCUUCAUAUCUGCGUAGAUGACAUUCACGAAUGCUUGUUGGCACCUUUCGUCGGUGGAUCCACUUCGCAACAAAUACCAUUCGUUUACCUUCCUCUGAAAGGACAAGUUAUUUAUCCUGGAAAAGAAAUAUCCUUCAACGGCGUUCGUUCAUCUAUUUGCGCAGUAUCGGGAGCUAAAUAUAUGUCGGCAGAUGGUUGGGUUGAUUUACGGAAUCCAGUUGGUUCUGAUAUUCCUUUCAAGCUUCAAAAGGAUAACGGACGUACGUUUUUGCAGUGGUCAGGAAACGGCGAAUUACGCAACAAGUUGUCAGGCAAAUUAAUAAUAGUGAACCUAGUGUGCAGAGAAACCGAAUUAGAAUCGACGGACUUUCCUAGAAUUCAAAUGCUGUUUUCGCCAUGUGUAGCUUUCCGAGUAGUCGGGUCUUCGAGCAACCAACUAGCCAGCAACGUAAGUGAAGUCGCCUUCGUUAUCGACCAAAACGCGACGAAGGAAAACGCUACUAGCGAUACGUUGAGCAUUUCCGAAUACGUCGCUAUAGGAAUUUGCUCGAUCCUACUGGGUCUGAUUUACGUCGCGUCCGUUUUUCUCUAUUUGCAUAUCAGAAAGAAGAAAACUAAUUCUAGAGAUAAUCGUCGAGAUAGUAGAUGUACGAGGGACAUCGAAGAAGGUAUCGUCAAAAGCAAUCCACUUUUGUCCAUACCGACACAUUUUCUACCAGGCGAUGCGGCAUACAGCGACACGAACAGCAGCGACAACGAAAAUACGCCGGACGUAAUCAACCAACACGAAGAACGCAAAAAACACACGUCGGUCGUAAUCCACGCUCAGAAGUCUUAUAAUUCUCGUCGGCGAUCUCAAUUUUGUUCUUUCGAUAAUUAUCAUCAAGAUUCGAAUACGAACGAAAAAUUACCCGAAGAAAACGUUUCGAUUAUCGAAACGUUGGAAGGAAGAGAAGAAAAACCGGAAAAUAUCAAAUCGUUGACCAGUUCCACCAGGAAGAAACUCUAUUUCAAUCCGGCUUAUUUCGAACCGCACUUACUAUUGGAACCGCCGCCGGGCGCGAUCGAUUUUUUAUCGAAAAUUCGCGAAGUGAUUUCGAUAGCGAAACAAAAACUCGAAUCCAAACGCUUCCAACCGAGUUUGAUGAACAUACCGGAAGAAGAAGAUAAUCCGUAUCCGAUGGAAACUUUGUACGGUUUGAACGCUCCGUCGAUCAGUCGACGCAGCAGCACCGUAAGUUUGAAGAGAGAAAACAGUCGAAGAAAAACUUGUACCGGUUGUCCGGGUUGCGAACCGCAAGAUUUCAAUUCCGUAAACGGGAAACUACCCGAAUUCCCGUCGUUAGCCGCGUGCCGUAACUGUACUUCGAAUACGAACGAAAGUAAACAAAGAAUAAGGAAAUGGUUGGAAGAUGUACCGAUUAUAAAAGUUCCCAACGACGUUGCGCAAAAAUCGAUCGACAAUUGUCAGAAAAAGAUAAGAUUACCGACGAAAACGCUUCCCGCUUCGUCCGAAAAACAAAAUAAAAAACUACCGCCGAUAAAUCGUAAUAAAAACGAAGAAGACGUUUAUUGUACCGUUCCUGUACUACCUUCGACCGAUAUGGUUAAAAAUCGUACGGAAUUUGAUAGGAGAGAAGAGAAAAUCGCCACUUUAACUAAGGAACAAAUGAACGCCGUCAUUUACGAAUUCACCAAACAUAAAAAUCUAUUGGAAAACAAAGAGGAAGAAGAACAAACUGUCGAAUACGAAACGGACAGUUUGGAAAGAACGCCGCGUAAAGGUUUUUCGACGCCUUCCGAAUACGCGGAAGUAUCGUCCUCUUCUCAACCGAGUCCGAGUCUUAGUUCCGUUCUACCGGACCACGAAGAAUUGACGAUGAGAAACGCGAUAAUAAAUAAAAGAACCGGCAACAUGACGAUUUCUAAAAUCAACAUGGAAGCCCUACAAGAAGACGAACACGAUUACGAACUAAUAGUAAUGAAAAAAGGAUCUUCGGUUAAUAGGGAAAGUUGUAAACUUGCCGAAUUACUACAAAAAAAUAAGGGAUACAGUUUAGUAAGCGAGGUGUACGUAAAUAACGGUUACAAUUACGGUAGCGCCCCUUCGACGCCGAGUAAUUCCCGUUAUUCGACGUUGGAUACGAAACAGCUCAAAGUUAAAUAUGAAGGAACCGCAGAAAAACCGGGAAAAUUAUUAAUAGAAGUCGAAGAUUGUUUGGACAAUUAUAUUCGCGUAAACGAUUCCGACGAAUUCGAACAAGAUACUUUAGAUAGAAAAUCGAAUAGAAAUUCGAUUAGGAGAUCGCAAUCGCAAUCGCAAUCGAAUAAUUACGACGAUUCGUUGGAACGUCCUUCUAAUAUUUUGCUCACGACCAAUGGGAGUUUUCGUAAUCGCAACGAGGUCGUCGAUUCGAUUGAGGAACCUCUCGAUUCCGGUAAUUUCAAUCGAUUAUUCGGUAGUUUGAGAGAAAUUUAUGAAGCUAAAACGAGAAACGGUUCGAGCAGGAAAGAUGAGGGAUACGCUUAUAUAAGCGACGAGGAAAAAGGGAGGAUACUCACUUUGGAAGAGAGACAUUGUAGGAGGCAGAGAUCGAAAGUGCAACCGGACCUUAUUCCGCCACCGAUAUACGAUCGGAUCGAUUCGACGCAAAAAAUUUCGAAUUGUUUAGAUAAUGGUGAAGAAAACAAUCCGUUUCGAUCAAAAACCGAUCAUCUUCGGGGUGCCGGUAACGGUAGCGGCGGCGGCGGCGGCGCUUCAGAUUCUCGUACCGACGAAUACAAAUUGUGCCUUUUGCAAAAAUCGAAAAGAAACGGCAACAUAACGAACCUCAUCCAAACCGAAGAUUUCAUUUUAAAAAAAGGCUGUAACGAUCAAUUCAUUUUCCAUUCGGUGGUCAGCCCCCGGCGACCGUUCCACCAUUCCAAGGACAAACUCACCUGGCAAAAUACUUUGAAACCGGAAGAUUCCGGUUACCUGAGUUCCGAUUCCAACGAAUCUCGUUUGAAUAACGUGAAAUUGACCGUUCUGGAGCCCAUAGGUAGCGAAACGGACGAAAGUUGUUUAGAAGACGCUCGUAGCGAAUCGGGCGCGGAAAGCGUCGAAACGCAUUCGGUAUUUUUCGGAAGAUUCGAUAGGAACGCGGGUGUGAGUUGUUACGGGUCGAUGGAUAGCGGAGUGAUCGGCGGAGAGGAAGGAAUAUCGAGUAGUGAUUCGGAGACGGUUAGCUACGCCACUGUUAUACCCGUUACGUCGGAUCCAUUUUAAAACGAAAAAAAAAAAAAAAAA
Molecule: messenger RNA, 3907 nt
Organism: Diorhabda carinulata
Lineage: Eukaryota; Metazoa; Arthropoda; Insecta; Coleoptera; Chrysomelidae
Exons: 11
Coding region: 350-3886 (1178 amino acids)
Biological process (GO): imaginal disc-derived wing hair organization
Cellular component (GO): cell cortex
Source: RefSeq, a predicted model, not a curated record